Ruditapes philippinarum (Manila clam) is the source of this 606-nucleotide messenger RNA. RefSeq lists its product as uncharacterized. Gene Ontology annotation, cellular component: plasma membrane. Lineage: Eukaryota; Metazoa; Mollusca; Bivalvia; Venerida; Veneridae. The coding region runs from base 133 to 606 and encodes 157 amino acids. Gene Ontology annotation, biological process: iron ion transport. The record is from RefSeq and is a predicted model, not a curated record. Gene Ontology annotation, molecular function: copper ion binding; oxidoreductase activity. The transcript is spliced from 3 exons.
UUAUCAAAUUUAAUCUUUAGCGGGACUUUAAAGUUUAUGUUUAUUUAAAUCAGAUGUUAUAUAAACGUAGAAAGUCACUAACUUAUAUCAAAACAAGUAACCGGACAUUUGUUGUAAUGCCAUACAUUUAAUAUGGACUAUAAACUAUUUAUCAUAUUGCAAAUAUGUUUUGUAUUUGCUGUAUUAUUGCCUUGGUUUGAUUGCAGAGUUUUAGACACAUAUACCAGUCAUCCAUGCCGGAGAUCAUGCAUUGCAAACAAAACAAUGACGUGUUCUUUUGACUUCACAUUGGAACUUUAUUUCACACUUUCAAAGGCGUGUUAUAAUUGUCCAAUCAACAAAACAGAUUGCUCCCGACCUCACUGUAUUGCGGCUGAUGGGGUCCCGCGCGGUGUUCUUGUAGUAAAUAGGAUGCUACCCGGACCAGGAAUACAUGUCUGCGAAGGUGACACAGUCAUUGUUAACGUUAUUAACGACUUAACUGGUGGUGAGGGAACCAGCAUUCACUGGCACGGGGUAUUACAGCAUGGGUCUCAGUACAUGGAUGGCGUUGGCAUGGUAACGCAGUGUCCAAUACCUGUAGCAACUUCAUUUCAAUACAAGUAG